AGUCGGCGGAGGAUCAGCAUUUUGGCCACAUGUGUCUGCGCUAUUGAAUCCUCCAAAAAUAAAAUAACUGAUUCCAUCCCGCGAUGUUUCUGAUUUACAUCCCAGUGACAAGUGCCCCAUAAACUUCAUCCCCGUAGUGCCACCAGAACGAUCUCCAAUUUUCAAAUUGAAAAACGUGUAGACGAUAAAAAAAGAUAACUAUCCCCAGAGGAGAAAACGAAAACGUGCCUCGUGCUCACCUCCAUCAUACCUCCAGUGGACAAAAAAAAAAAGUCAAACAAAUCCUGAGACGAUAAAAACGAGGAAAACCCAUCGACCGGUGACAGUUGCGUGGAGAAGUGGCAGUGAAAUAAUUGGACAGGAUGCCCUCGAGAAGAGUCAGGCUUCACUGACGAAAAAAAAUAAAUAAAUAAAUAAAGAGAAAAAUGUGGAGUUAAUAAAAUUGGUAAUAUAAUCCUCUGGAGGAAGAACUGAUGAUCAUCGUGGAGGGCUCGGGGCCCACGUGUUCGUGAGUGUUCGAGCAUUAGAUUUUAAUUAGCCCAUUGAUUGAAUUUUGAAAGAGAAAGAGAAAAAAAAAGUGUUGCACAAGCCGACGAGCAUAACCCAACUUUAUAUUCUGGUAACCUCGUGUGCAUUUCACAUUUUCUGGUCAAUAUGGCGGCUAAAGUGGGAAAUCAGGGAGGUAGCGAUGCCCAGGAGUGCCCUGGUGUGUCUUAUGCCAGUGUUGUAAAUCCAAAAAGUGCUGGUGACACCCAGCAGAGGACAAUAAAGGACAAUAAUAAGGAGAAUAUUGGACAGGUGAGUGUUACACCACCGAUAACCCGAGAGAGAAAGGAGAGUGCCAGAGGGAAGUCCUAUCAGAAAAAUUCACGGAGAUUUAAUUCAUUUUCAACGAAGAGCGAGAGGAGAACGAGGGGUAAUUCACCUGGUGAUAAGGAGAGGGAUUUGUCUAGGGGGCAGGAGCAGGAGAGACUCAAUGGGGAUGUGGCGAGUGAUGGGGAAUUUCAGACUGUUGCACCGAAGUCUGCCAGGAGGAAGGAAAAAUUACAGGAGAAGGGUAGAGAGCACAGGAGUCACAGGGAGAGGAUCAGACAUCAUGACAGACAUCACCGGGGAAAGAGUGAUGAGAGGGUGAAUCACAGCAAGGAGAGGGCAGCUCAUAGGGAUCGACACUCUGGGGAGAAUCAUGUGAAGGAGGAGGUUGAGGAGGAGGAGGAGGUACCUCCUGUUAAAUAUGUUGAGGCACCUCUACCUGUUGUCAAUCCCUGGAUCAGGAGUCAGGGGGCACCUCCACCGGCUCCUGUUAAUCUGGGGGAUAGAAAUGCUGAGAAGGAGAAACGAGUGCUGCAGCCACAGCUUCAGACACAGCUACAGCAGGGAAAGCCGAGUUCUGAAAACGGUCCAACCACUGGUGUUCAGCCGACGAUCGUAAAGGCGCCAAAAGACAGAAGAAAAUAUAAUCAAAAGGCAAGUGACUUCACAGAUAUUGGAGACUGGCCGUCUCUGGGAGCUCAAGGCGAGAACAAAACGGCGAUACCGACGGUUAAACAAAACGGCAUUGAGGAGUCGAGCAACUCCAAGGAAGGCAGUGCCAUCAGUGUGGAGAGCAAGGGGAAAGAAAAUAAAGAGCUGAAUCACUGUCAGGAUGACAGUGAUGAGCACACGGAUACCAAUGACAAAAAAAAGAAGAUAAAUAAACAAAAAUGGGUGCCAUUGGAAAUAGACAUUGCGAAAAGCAGGGGGAAACGAGAGCGUUCCCCCAAGCAUCAAAAUCACAGAGAACGAUGUAGUGAGAGUGAGGAGACCUGGAGAGAACGGGAACAUGAGAGGCCUGCAUAUGGCUUCAAGAGUGGACGAGGGGGUAGAAGCUACAGGGGACGAGGUGGCAGGGGUCGUGGUCCAUCGAGACCUGGGGGAUACAGACAGAGACCCGAAGUCGAUUAUUCUGGGGAAUAUGCCGGUGAUUUUUCACAGAUGAAACAAUUCAAUAAUGCUGACCCAUCGUACAUGAUGCCCUACAUGGGUACAUUCUUCUUCAACACAACGAGCUACGUAAAUCUCGACACAACGACACUGAAAGAGUACAUAAGAAAGCAGAUAGAGUACUACUUCAGCGAGGAGAAUUUGCUGAGAGACUUUUUCAUGCGUCGUAAAAUGGAUGCCGAGGGUUUUCUCCCUAUAACACUUAUAGCCUCAUUCCACCGUGUCCAAGCCCUCACAACUGAUGUCGCCCUCGUAAUCGAAUCCAUUCUCGAGUCAGACAAAUUGGAGAUGGUCGACCUUUUCAAGGUGAGGACAGUCCUGGAUCCACUGAUGUGGCCGAUAGCAGUUGAAGCGACAAAUCCUUCUUACCCAGACUCCGAGAUUUCCAAAGUACCUCUUCCCCGUCUUGAAAUUCCACCCCCCGAGAAAUCCCAUUUUUGUCCAGCAGCCACUCCCCUGAGCACAAUUCCAACACCACCACAACCUCGUGUCCUCCAGUCCGUCAUAGUCCCGUCCAGACUCAGUGAAUGUGAAAGUGUAUCCUCGUCCACAGGUGAGACCCUCAAUCCCGAUGUACCCGAAUUUAUUCCCGUUAAUGUUGCAACAAAUUCUGAUCCCACGAGGGACCAACAGACAUCAAACAAUAAUAUUAAGAAAUCCUCUGAAUCAUCGCACAAUCGCAGUGAGAGUCUGGGGUCUGUCAGAGUGAAGCAGAUGGAGGCUAAAUCCCAGAGCAAGAGUUCGUCGUCCACGUCUUUGGGUUCGGCUUCGGUUUCGAUUUCAUCCAAGAGUCCCAGGGUGCCAAUCAAUGGAGAAGUUGAGACACCGGCCAAUGACGUGUGGAAGGAAGUGAAGAGAAGAGUUAAACAACCACCCAGGGACAAGCCUGAGGCCAAUUUUAAGAGUGAUCAGCAUAAGGAGGAGGAACGAGAGGAGUUGGACUUUCAGUUUGAUGAGGAGCUUGAUACACCACCACCCACUGGACGACACAAUGCUUUUUCCGAAUGGUCCGAGGACGACGACGACUACGAGUUAUCCGAUGGUGACAUAAACAAAUUGUUGAUUGUAACGCAAAUAGCUCCAAAUACCCAGACAGUUCCCUCCCGAAUUCCAAAACACGAGGGGCACGAUCGCACAGGUGACUGGACAACGCGGGUAAAGAUGACCCAAGACCUGGAGCAAGCGAUAAACGACGGUCUCUUUUACUACGAGGAAGAUCUCUGGACAGAGGAUGGCCAGAGAUACGGCUCGUCCUCAUCAAUAGGAAGUUACAAGACAGUGAAUAUCAUAAGUCAGGCUGCCUUCGAAAAAAUGGCGCCGAAAGCCCCCAGAAGGGCAAAUCCAGAGGUGCCACCACCUCCACCAUCAUCAGAGGACAUGGAUAUAUCCUCGUCACUUCCAGUUCAAUCCACCGAUAAGAGAGAACGCAAGGGUGAUAAGAGGAGUGAUAGACGUGGACCGUGCAGAAGAAGAGGUGGUGCUGUUCCCAGAUUCUUUGCUGUUGUCAAGGAUGAGCCAGCUGUUGAUCCAAGAACACCUAGAAAACGCAAAACGAGACACAGCAAUAAUCCACCUGUUGAGCAUCAUGUGGGGUGGAUUAUGGAUGUCAGGGAGCACAGGCCCAGGACUUAUUCCACUGGGAGUAGUGCUGGGACUAGUCCCAAUGAGGGAUAUCUUGCUGGCAGCUAUGGCAGUCAACCCUCGUCUUUACCCACUUUUCAACAUCCCAGUCAUGCUUUGCUGAAGGAAAAUGGUUUCACACAGCAAGUCUAUCACAAGUACCACUCCAGGUGUCUCAAAGAACGAAAGAGAUUGGGCAUUGGACAGUCCCAGGAGAUGAACACUUUGUUCAGAUUCUGGUCGUUCUUCCUGAGAGAGAAUUUUAAUCGUACGAUGUACGAGGAGUUCAGGACAGUCGCCAAGGAGGAUGCUGUCGAGGGAUAUCGGUAUGGCCUUGAGUGCCUCUUCCGGUUCUACAGUUAUGGUCUUGAGAGGAAAUUCCGACCGCAGCUAUAUAAAGACUUCCAGUACGAGACGAUCGUCGAUUAUGAAAAUGGUCAAUUGUAUGGAUUGGAGAAAUUCUGGGCCUUCCUGAAGUACUACAAACACGCAGAUAAACUCCACGUCGAGCCAAAACUGGAAGAAUACCUCUCGAAAUUCAAAAAUAUCGAAGACUUCAGAGUUGUCGAGCCUCAGAUAAAUGAGAUGCUUCAGGGUUUCGGUUCCCUCCGCCCUCUCGGCAACAAAAGAAGAAAUCGUAGUGUCUCUGAGAGUGGAGGUGAGGCCUCACCUACUAGCAGAGUACGUCGUCUCUCUGGAGGAUCAUCUACAGUGACAUUAACCACUUCAGGAGCAGCUGCAACCCUCCAGAAACAAUCAUCAGUUAAUCUGACCCAGUAUCGCAAUCGCACUGGGUCAUUUGGCUCGGGAAGGCUCGGUCAUAAUUCAAAACGUCGAAAUGACUCGGCCAACUCUAGCAGUCGUGAUCUCAGCAAGCAGCAGCCCAGGAGCAGACACAAUUCAGGAUCUUUCACGAAACCCCAGGAGGUAUCCAAAGCCACCACCAGCAAAGACAUUCAGAAAUGAAACUGGAAGGGUGCUCUUUGACUGCAACCAAUCACCACAGAUAAAUAUAUAAAUAUAUAUUGCGUAUAUAUUGCGUAUAUAUUUUUAACUGAUGCCACUUAUGCUUGGAAUCAGCUGAAAUGUCGAUUAAGUUGAAUGCUCAAUCACGUGUUCGUCGGAAUGGGGAGGGGCCUGGAUUUGUUGCACAAAUUUUUCCACUUAUUGAAUAUUACCAAUCGUUUUAUUCGCCACUAAUGACUUAUGGCAGACGUAUUUUUACAGUUUUAACACGAAAUUUUCAAUGAUUAAUUCAUCAAUUUCUUUGGGACUGAAAAACGAGAAUCAUUAACUGGAAAUUUAAUCCAUUGAGAGUAACAGGGAUGUCUUUUUUUUUUCCUUUUUUUUUUCUUAUUUUUGAUGUCUUCCAUGUCAUGCCAUAAAUGCAUAAUUGCCUGCAUUUUUCGUGAAGAAUGAAACUGCCGAAAUUAUUCAAUCGUGUGUGGAAUCUUUCGAGUUCAGGACAAGAAAUUCUGGAGUUUCGCGAGCUGUAGGUGUGAGAGUUAUUGGCUGGGGAUUGAUUUCCCAUUAAUUAAAAAAAUUCUCCGGAUAUUCCCGGGGAAAUUCGAUUAAUAGAACAGUUUUAUCAUUUGAAAAAUGAAAACUAGAACUAUGAAUGACGCGGAAUUAAUAGAGCAGUGCAAAAAACGUUGAAAUGACGGAAAAUGUGUUGAGGUAAUUGUAAUUAAUAUUAGACGGAGACCAUUUCAGUGAGAUGAGAGGUGAAUAAAUAAUUCAGGAACGCACCAGCCAAUGACAGCCUAGUCACACAAUGAGCCACAGAAAAUCCUCAAUUUUCAUGGGAAAAUAAAUGAACAAGAAACUCCAGAGAUCAUGUCCCCCUCGGAAUUAUGACUUUUUUUAUCAGAAUUGAGACGAUGAAAAUUCGUAAAACGAUGAUGAGUGGAGUCUAUCGCCUCAUAAAGGCUUCACACGAGUUAAUUAGGGAUAAGCACAUUACAAUUGGAUAAUAAAUCGAGUAAUCAAUAUAUUGGAAGGUACCAUACGAUUAGUUUUGUACAUUACGAGUAAUUAAUAAUGAGGCGUAUUAUAUAUGCAGAAAUACCUACGAUAAGUGAUAUUAAUUAACAAUUUGUUGGCUUUUUAAAUUAAUGGAUGAAUAUAUGCAAUUAUAGAUAGCUCAAAAAAAACACAGCGUGUCCGUUGAUUUAGACUGUUAUAUAUAUAUUUUUUCUUUCUCUUAUCGCCUUCAUCGAAUAGACAACGAGACACGUCGCAGGCUGGUCCGCUCCGUUUGUUUUUUUUUUUUUUCUUUCUCGAAUCAAAUUAAUCGAUGCGCAAGUCGGGGAUUUAUCCGGUCGAUAUUUUAUUGUUUUAUGAAUUUUUCCGGGGGAUGUUUUUGAACUGGGGACUUGGAAAUUCCGUGAUUAACGCCGAAGAGAUGUCUGCGAGGAUCGGAAAUUGUUUUUCAAUUUUUCUGAGAUUUUUAGGAUUCAGGCGCGAAGGGUAAAGAGUAACCGGUGAGUUUUCGCGGGAUAUCUCGGGAUCCGAGGGAGAUAGCGCCAUUUUUGUGGGAGACUUUUCUGUAGGUCUGAUUUUUCUCUACAAAAAAGGUUCCAUGGAAAAUUUCGAUAUCUCCGAUCGAUGUGGAGAUAUUUCUCAAAAACUCGAGUGGUCGAAGUGUCGACUUGUUGCAUUUUACUUUUUUCAUUCGGAAUUUUCCCCAGUGCAAAAAUAUUUAUUAAUUCAGACGGAAAUACUGAUUGGCGAAUUUAAUGAUAAAUCAUGGUUGAGCGGACAGAGAAUUUUAAUAUUGCGUGCCGUGGUUUAAUUUCUGUGUUCAUUAUUAUCAUUACUGGACAGCAUGACGUUAAUUAUCUAAAACAGGAACAUGAUUUAAAAAAAAUCAUUCCCUUCGUCGAUUAAAUUGAGGUGGAAUGUUUUCCCACCACCACUGGCUGUGUCCCUUCAUCUUCGAAUGAAAUUCUGUCUUCAAAAUAAUAAUUCGCUGUUUGUAAUCACCUGGAUUUUGCCUGAAAUCACAUUACAUGUACGAUUAUUACGAAAAAUGAAUAUGAUUUAUAGAAUUGUUUAUUUAGCUAUAGAUACUGGUAUCAUCUAGAAUUAGAUUUAGUUUUAAGGGAAUUUUUCUUCAUUUGUGGGAGAUCAGAUCACUCCGGUGUAAUUAUUUUAUUAUUUUCAUCAUUACGUAUGGAUUAGGUUUAAGGACAAGAAUGAUUAUUUUUCUUUUCUCUGAAGGCCACUGACUAGAUCAUUUUCCUGACUAUUGGAGGGGUUUUUUUUUUUUUCGUGACGAUUGUCUGGGGCUUUAUUAAUUUUCUCCUGUGGAGUUUUAUCAGAUGCUGAAGAAAAAAACGAAUUGCUAAUGGAAACAUGUAAAAAUAUAAAUACAGUUUGGAUAUAUCAUUACUUAUACCAUUGUUACUUAUACUUUGUACGAUUAUAGGAUAUUGAUUUAUUUCGUAGUUUUAAGUCUUCAACUCGCGUUUAUGUAAAUGGGUGGGGUUUUUUAUCGUUGGAGAUAACAACGACCCAAAAAUGUAUAGAGAAAAUAAUAAUUACGGAGAUAUUUAGUGUGAA
Molecule: messenger RNA, 7167 nt
Organism: Fopius arisanus
Lineage: Eukaryota; Metazoa; Arthropoda; Insecta; Hymenoptera; Braconidae
Gene: larp
Product: La related protein
Exons: 13
Coding region: 655-4569 (1304 amino acids)
Biological process (GO): positive regulation of translation; mRNA stabilization
Cellular component (GO): cytosol; cytoplasmic stress granule
Molecular function (GO): RNA cap binding
Source: RefSeq, a predicted model, not a curated record